This is a messenger RNA of Malania oleifera, 1343 nucleotides long. RefSeq names its product protein SPIRAL1-like 5. The transcript is spliced from 4 exons. Gene Ontology annotation, cellular component: cortical microtubule, transverse to long axis. The coding region runs from base 748 to 1053 and encodes 101 amino acids. Gene Ontology annotation, biological process: cortical microtubule organization. The record is from RefSeq and is a predicted model, not a curated record. Lineage: Eukaryota; Viridiplantae; Streptophyta; Magnoliopsida; Santalales; Ximeniaceae.
UGCUUUAUUUUAAUGGUUAAUGGUUGGUGAGAAGACCCACAAGAUAUUGAUGCUUAACCAAUCAUCUAAUAUUUCAUGAAUGGGAAUUGGGAAGCAAUAUGACCUUCCUGUUUGAUCAUUUGAUUCAUUUCAUACAAAAUCAACCUUGUUAAUUACUACACUUCCUGCAUGUUACACAUUUUUUUUCGAUUGUAUCUUUCUUAAGAGCCCCAGUUUGAGUUGACUAUUAAUUUGAAAUAGGACAUUGGUAUUUAAGUAAAGAAGAACAGAUUAUCCCAAAAAAAAAUUUUAUUUUAAAAUAGUAUGACUUAUAGAUCGGCUGAUCUUGGCUUUGAGUUUAAAAAAGUUGUUUUUUUUUUUAAAAAAUAAAAUAAAAAAUAAGGGUAAGACUGCAGAUAUUGUGACGAGUCUUUCUCUACUAUCACAAAGAUUUGCUCGGAGUCUUGUGACCUAAAGCUGCCUUCUUAUAACUAUAACAUUCAUGCAUUUUUAACUAGUAAAUGAUUUCUGUAUACUGCUGAAAUGUUUGAUGAAUGAUGUUGCACCUGACCAAAGCCAGUAAAGCCGGAAAGGAUUGGAAUCUCAUAUUGUACACCAGCUGUUUGGUUAAACGUCCCAGCGGGUUUUGGGCUUCUCUUAUUUGUGUCCAUCAGCCUCAUCCAUUUUGCUUACAUAGUUCCUUGGGGUUGUUCAGAUGACAGAAUUCCUACUCAUCGGCGUUUGACUGACAAAGUAUUGACGGCAAACAUGAGUACUAGUAGAGGUGGAAGCAGUGGCGGUGGACAGAGUUCAUUAGGAUACCUGUUUGGAUCCGAUCAGGAGUCGAACAAACCUCCAGUCUCCCCCCCAGUUACUAAGGCACCAUGGGAUGAUGAUAACAGCACAAAGAAACCCCCAAAAAGUUCUAACUCAGAGAAGCUGAGGGUCUCCAACAAUUACCACAGAGCUCAAGGCCAAAACUCAGGCAACUUCCUUACUGACCGUCCGACGACGAAGGUUCAGUCACCUCCUGGUGGAGACUCAUCUCUUGGGUACUUGUUUGGCAACAAGUGAAGUUUUUUCUACUAAACUCUCUCGGUCCCUCCUCUUCUACUUUUCUCUCUGUGUUUGCCAAGGACCUAGUAGCUAGAGAUGUGGGUUUUGUUAUCUUGAAUCCGUAGAUAAGGGUUUCUUUUUCUACUAUGCAAUAAUGUAUGUGUGUAUGCGUGUGAACUGUGAAGGGGAUGGAAAAAUGAAGCAUGAAUGUAUUUAGGGCUAUAAGAUAUUACUGCUGUGAUAAUCCAGAGGUUUUUAAAUGACAUUUAUGUAAGUGGGUGCAUUUGAUAAUGGUAUGUUUUUGCUCA